AUGAAGGAGUUACAGGUCAAGAAAAAGCGCAAGAGCGAGGACAAGGAGGAGGAGGUCCUCCGAUUGAAGAGGAGAUGGAGGGAGGAGGAGGAGGGGGUCCCGGAUGUAACGUUCAUCAUCGAGCAGCUCUCCCUGAAGAGGUCCGAGGGGAAGAUUCCCACGGCGGCUUUCCUACGCGUCUCCAGCUUGCUCCUCCAUGUCAUUGGUUAGUCCCUAUGCCGUGCCGUCCCCCACACCACCCCCGAACCCUCUCUCUCUCACUCUCUCUCUGUAAACCUUCAUCGAUCUCUACUUCUCCCCGAUAAAUAAUGGGGGAACAGAUGACUCUGCAGUUAUCGUUCCGGCUUUUAAUCUCUCCUCUCCCCCCUCCUUCCCUACCCGAUCAUCCGCAACCUCCUGGGCGAGGGGCUUCCUCUCCCCUCGUGACUGCUGUACCUGCUGGCCUCAAAUGCCGACGAGGCCUUGCGACCCCACCUCUCUGUCCGGUUCCGGAGAGAAGAUGGGUGAGGAUGGGGCUUCCAUCUUAAUGCUCUCUGCUCCCUCCAUAUGCCCUUCCAGUCGCCUUCUUCUGCAACGCUCCAGCCGUACUCUUCAUCUCUCCCGGCGAUGAUCCUCCUCUCUCUCUUCACCUAAUUCCCUGGUGCAAUCUCCCCCCCCCCCCUUUCUCUCUCUAUCUCUCUCUCCUUUCUACUCUUCUCGAUCGAACUUUCAGAAGAAUAGCGCCGGUUCUUCGUGUGGCUUACACGUUCUCGCGUGGGGUUUGGGCAGAUCAGAUUGGACCGACCAUGGUGGUACUCCGAGAGGACAUCCGGCGGAACAUCCAGGUAUCGCGUCCGUCCGCCCUCUUCCUUCCAACAUCACAUCCAAGAGGGGGGAGUGGGAAUCUGAUGACCCCCACGUGAGCAGCUUCUCAGCCGUAGAACCUCGGUCCCACCUACGGUCAUCAUUGACUGGCCCACUAUCAUACUUUCAACCCCUAACCCCCCUCGGUGGACCACGCCGAUAAGCUCAUCGUUUACUUUUCCUGGUCUUCCCGUCUUCGCAGAGGCUGGAGAGCUCGUACAUGGCUGACCCCUUGGCCAACUCUUGCCUGGCAGAGAUAAUAAAGAAGGAGGUGGAUGCGGGCGCCGCAAGGGCAGGCGAGAGCUCUUCGCGAGCUGUUCUGUGGCUCACCAGGUAACGCGUCAAUGCUGGGGGCUUAGGGUUUUCCCCGGCGCCUGCCUCUCUCUCUCUCUCUCUCUCUCUCUCCUCUCAUUCUCUUACUACUUUCCCUGCUGUGGUCUCUUCUCAGAUCCAUGGACUUCAGCGUAGCCCUCGUGGAGGGGCUGGAGGGCGACCCAGAGGCGAGCCUCGAGCGGCUGGUGGAGGAAGCCUACGAGACCACCCUGAAGCCGUGGCACGGCUGGAUAUCCACGGCGGCCUACAAGGUGUGUACUCUUUCGCCUGCGACCUGGUUUUCUCAGUCUGUAGAGUGACUCCGAGCAGAAGAUGAGAGGGUUGCCUCGUUGCAGGUGGCUCUGAAGCUCGUUCCCCACAGAAGAAAGCUCGUGGAGCUGGUCGUCGGUGAAGGGGAGGAUAGCGACUCUCUGAAGGGGGGCAUCCGGACCUUGGUCUCCCUGCUGCGGCCUCUUCUGAGCGAGAUCCACGUUCUCCUGGUAAGUUCUCCCUGGUCUUCUCUCUUCACCUGCAUUCUCCUCUGUAUGCCCCGGCAACACGAGUGGCAACUCAACAGCGUCCUCUCCGUGGUCAUUAUUUGCAGGGGGAGUCUCGCUUGGACAGGCUGAAGUCUGCGUAG
Spirodela intermedia is the source of this 1795-nucleotide messenger RNA. NCBI's taxonomy places the organism in Eukaryota, Viridiplantae, Streptophyta, Magnoliopsida, Alismatales, Araceae. The record is from the annotation of a GenBank genome assembly.